UUUCGAUUAAUACAUGGCGACGUCCAUAAAAAGUCAUAGGUGAAGAAAGUUAGCAAAACAGUUGUUUGAAAGCUUCAGAAGAGGAAGAAGAAGUGAAAAUCGAAACAUUUACGUCUGAACAAGUUGUAACCCCGACCAAUUCAGAAGUAAUGGAAACGGCAUUUGAAACUAAGGCUGAGGUUGCGGUACAAGAAAAGGAAACUACUCCAGUAGCCAGUCCUAAGACAGAAGAAAAGGAAAGAACUCCAAUAGAUGCAUCUAAGUCAUCAUCUGAAUGUUCUGUUGCCAAUGGUGAAGAGAUAGACAACAGUGAGGGAUCUGGUGACGCUGCACGUGAGGACGUGUCGCCAGAUGGAGACAACAGCUCGGAGGAACUCCUCUCUGAUGCAAAAGAAGCCAGUCCAGAAGCCACUGGUGAGCCUGCAGAAGGACCUGAGUUGGGUCAGACACAAGUGAAAGGGAAAUCAUCCGAAUCACCAACCAAACCUAAGAGUAAAAAGAAGGAAGACAAGAGCAUAGAGCACAUUCUUCGUGCGUUGAACAGUCUGUCUACGACGGAGGAGAAGCUAGCGGCGCUGUGUAAGAAAUACGCUGACCUGCACGAGGAGCACCGCGUGCUGCAGACAUCAUUCAAACAGUCACAGCGCAAGAUGACCGUCGUAACGCGAGAGAAGGUGCAGCUGCAGAUGGAACACACGAAGGCUGUGAUGGCGAAGAGCAAGCUGGAGAGUCUUUGUCGCGAACUCCAGAAGCACAACAGGCUCAUUAAGGAAGAAAGUUUGACCCGAGCCAGAGAAGAGGAUGAGAAAAGGAAGGAAAUCUCCAAUAAGUUUCAGACGACUAUUGGAGAAAUCCAGACUCAGAUGACUGACAACCAUGAACGUAACACGAAGCUGCGGGAGGAGAACGCCGACCUGGCAACAAAACUGAAAAACUUCAUUGAGCAGUACGAGCUGAGAGAGCAGCAAGUGGAAAAGAUUAUGAAGCACCGUGAACUAGAGAAGCAGUUGGCAGAUGCUAAACUUGCCCAGGCCAAUGCAAUCAUGGCCGAACAAGAGGAGCGUGGAAAGAAGGAGAAGGAACUGCUUAUUCUUCAAGCCACUGAAUCGCAGAAGAAAGCACAAGUCUUAGAAACACAAUUGACCAUGUACAAAGAACGUUACGAAGAAUUUCAGAGUACCAUCAACCGCAGCAAUGAUAUGUUUCAGAAAUUUAAAACUGAAAUGGAUAAGAUGACGAAGAGGAUCAAGAAACUGGAGAAGGAGGGAGCAUCUUGGCGAGCCAAGUGGGAAACGAGUAACAAAGCUCUACUUGAAGUGACUGAUCAGAAAAAGAAAGUGCAAGGAAACAUGUCUACGAUAAUGACCAAGUGUAGCAAGCUGGAAUCGCUGUGUCGGGCACUGCAGGCAGAACUGCAUGGAAAGAAGCCCACACCUGUACCAGCUUCACCGGAAACCAACACUACAAACACAUCGACACCAUCUACACCUCCCAAUACCCCAGAGAAGCAACAGACACCACAGGAAAAUCCAUCAGAAGCAACCAAAUCAUCGAGUCCCGUGAAGAAGGGGAAGGAAUCAGUAACAUUACCCGAAGGUGCCGAUGAGGCAUCAAAGGCUGACAGUAUUUCUAAUGUUCCCCCAUCUCCCGACAGUGAUAAAAAUAACACAGUUUCCGAGGUGGUCAGGGGUGAAUUCGAUGACAAGGAUGAUCGUUCAGUGGUGUCUAACACAGCAGAUUCCCCUGACCAGGCACCUGUCGGUGGAGCUGGGGAGACACCAGCUGACGGAUCCAGCAAGACAACUGCAGAAACACCUGUGGAAAAACCUGCGGAAACACCUGUGGAAAAACCUGCCCAAACACCUGUGGAAGCACCUGCAGAGAGUGUUGACCAAGAGGAACAAGCAGUGCCUUCUGAUUACAACAUUGCAGAUGUGGAUUAACCCUUUUAGAACUUAACUAGAGCACCAGGAUGAAUGUAACAUUAAUUUUAGUUCAGUGUUCUUAAUUAUUCAUAGCUCAUUUUGGAGUAAGCCUUUGCAAAGGAUAGUUUGGUAAGAUUAAGUUAUUUGUAAAGUGUAACUCAGUGUCAAUAUAAAUAAAUUUUAAAAAUGAAGCAAGUCAGUUUGCAUAAGAUAUAGGUAAAACAUCCAUAGCUUAGUUAUUGAUCAGUAUAUUUUAAUCUGAAAUAGCUGCUAACUUAAAAAGUAACCCCAAAAAACAAACCCCAACAAGAUGAAUUAGGUUUUUGCCAAGUGUCUGCAUCUUUAAAAAAACCAUUUCAUUUUCUUCUUUUUUUCCAGUGGUAACUGACAAGUCAUUGAGAACAUUAUAUAAUGGUUAAAAAAAAACAAAAAAAACAAUCACCUCUUGUCUAUGUCUACCCAGUGUUUUGUUUUAAUGUAAUACAUUUCAGCUACUUUCCAAAUAUCAAGCUUGCUAUCACACAUGAAAUUCCUAUGGGAUUGUAUUAUAGGGACUGUACUCUUAAAUUUUUCUAUCAUCUGUUUUUCCCACCACCUGCAUGAGAUGAUUUUCAAUUAUUUAUUACAUUGGCCCAUUAUAUUCUUUCAUCUCUGCUCUGAUAGGCACAGCUUGUAACAAUUUUUUUUUUUUAUGGAAUACAUUUCAGUUCAAGUUCCAGUGUCAAACUUGCAUGUAUAUGAAAUUCCUGUGAGAUUGUAUUACCAUACAAGGACUGUGUUAUUGUGUUUCUGGCACCAUGUGUACUGGGUUAACAUUGCAGAUUAGUUUCGUCACUUAUGGAAUACAUUUGCCGAGUAUUUUUUAAUUGUAUAUCUGCUGUGAUAGGUGAAGCUUGUAUUUUGUAAUUGUGCUAUAAAUAUCAAUUGCCCUACAUAGCCUACAUGUUCUCUGGAAAUACACUUUAUUGUUGCAACUUUGGAUAGAGUGUAAUGCCUGAAUGCUUAUUUAGAAUAAGAGUAUUUGUAUGUUAAUAAUCAUUAAAUUGAUGUGCAAAGCUAUGGAAGUUUUCUAUGAAUGUAACCAUAUACCCAGAAAGAUUUAUUAGAAAAUGCACAACAGGUAUUGAAUUUGUAAGUGCAGUUGAGAGGUCAUAGGGUCUUAGCCAUACAUACAUACAUCUACCAACACACAUAAUUCAACUGAACGGAAUGACAUUUUCCAUCUGAGUGCAUCAACUUGUAGUUAAUGUCUUGUUUAAGUUUGCCUAAAUUUUAAUAUAUGACCACAUACUAGUAGUUAAAGUUUUUGAAAAAAAAAAAAAAUCAGAAAUUGCUUUUAAUGCUAAACCAUUUUUUUUUUUAUCGACAGUUUUCAUAUUUCGUAUGUUUAUUCACCAAAUACGUCUUUCAGCAGUACACUUUUAAUACCAUAGUUACAUGUAUGUUGUCACGGUAUGAUUAAGGCCAUUCAGAAUCUUGUUCAAAGUUUCUCCAAUUGCUAUAAUUUAAUUUGUGAUCGAUUUGAUGGAGGUCUUUCAUAUUUGGCAUGAGCGUUCUGUAAGCGAAUCUUUCAUUGGCUUAUCUCUUGCAGCCCAUACAACUGACCUUUAUUUUGAACUUUAUACGGUUUAUUAACUGCUUGGAACUUUUGAAUCCGUUCAUGGUAUAACUUUUCAACAAGUAACAGUCUGUCACAAAUAUGAUACCAGCACAAGAUAGAUACUUGAUAACAAAUAGAAAAAAACUGUGUUGUUUGAAACAGUUUUACACUAAGGAAUUUAGUAAAAAAACGUGCAACGGAAUCUGGUAUUGGUCUAAUUGUCCCUUCUUUUAAAGUUAUCUAGCAGUUAUGUGGAAUGAUUUAUGUUUUCGCUUUUCAGUAUAUAACAUGCGAGUUAUUAAGUCUUUGCCAAUCUUAUUUCAGCUGUAUUAAGCCAAAGGUUUUCAGUUUUCAUUUUGUUUGGACUGUGUGCAUUUGGAGUAAUUUGGAACCGAGUGAAAUAGUAUGUAUUAAACAUAGUUUGCAUUUGAUAAAUGCCCGAAAACCUUUUUUUUUCUUCUUUUUUUGAUAUGCCCAUGCUAAAUGGUAUGGCGUUGUUUUCAGUCCAUCUGUUAACUUGCAUGCAAGUAUAGCUUGGGAACAAUGGUGUGUCACAUACCAUAACUAGGUCACUACGACCAACUUUGAGCACAUUACCACCCAUUAAAAGCAAUCCUUGUCCUGGCCAUAUCUUCCUUAUCAUUUAAUAUAAUAUCAUCAAACCUUGCAUGCCGGUACAACUGUGACCUACCGGUAUUUAUCACGGAUUACUGCACAUCUGUCGUCGUUCAAAAACAAACUAUAAUCCAUCGUAUUUGCAUAAAUUUCAUAUAAUUAUAAUCCAGUCAUAUAUAACACAUUCAUUAACAUGUGUGUUUCUCUGGAGUCUUGUCAAACUCUGGACAGGUGUAUCAUGUACAGUCACUGCUACUCUUGUUUGACAAUGUAUGACUGGGUUUUUUUUUGUAAACAACAAUAUUAAUGAAACUUGUAACAGUGUUUGGAUUGUUUUAUUUGUGCUAAAUUAUAAAAUACAUAUUGAAUUGUGUUUUGUGAUCAUUUGAUUAUUAUGGAUUUUUUGUAAAAAUUUUGCUUUUUGCUUUUAGCUUUUAUUAAUACAGUGUAAGAUCAUUGUUUUCAUCUUUUAUGUUUUUUGUUCUGUUCUAAUUCUAGUUCGUAACACUUUUGCAUUUCACAUACCCUGUCAUAUUUAAACAUUCGGUGAUGAUAUCAGAAAAGGUUGUUUAUACAAUGAGUCAUAGCACAUUGUCACUAGUUCACAAGGUGUCUAGUGUAUAUGGUGGUAGUUAGGCUUGAUCCAGAUAAUGAGAGAAGGAGCAGCAUACAGCCUCCUCCCAACAGUGGGCAUGGACACUGUGUUGUGUGUUCCCCAUCAGGUUCUUCCCACAUUGCUGUUGGGUUAAUGGGGAUCAGACUUUAUGUGUGUUUUUGUGCUGGGAUGUCAUUAAACAUUGAUUCAUUCAUGCACAGGGCUUCUACAAUGUUUACAAAAUCCACUAGCCAUGGGAUCAGUGAUUUAAACAUUUUACUAGCCAUGAUUGAAAAUUCACUAGCCCUACUUUACUUAAUACAGUUUUCCUAAUAGUAAUAAUCGGAUAUGUUACCUAAAGAGAUUAAAAAUACCAAUACUGGGGUCAGGGUGGGAGCAGCAUAUUCAUAUUUACAAAAUAGACUAAAAUGUAGCAUAUGACAACUUUUUUCCACUAGCCAUCGGGCAUGGCAAUAGUAGUUAUUUACUAGCCCAACAUUGAAUAUCACUAGCCAUGGGAGUGGGGCUACCAUAAUCUAGAAGCCCUGAUGCAUUAAUUAAUUUAUUCUUUCAUUGGUAUCAGUCUUCCUUGGGUCAUACAGAUUUUGGCUUAUAUUUAUGCUUGACAUUGUGUAUUUGUACAUGUUUUUUUUUUAAUAUAUAUAUAUUUUUUUUUUAAAUAACAGUAUAAUUAAUGAUCUGUCAAUCUGUGUGCAUGACUAACUACUGUUUAUCUGCCAUUCAACUUUGCUUUGCCAGUGUUCACACACCAAACAAACUGUUCAGAUCGCCUAAAUUCGUGUGUAGUGGCAUAAAACUCAAACUGCACUAUCGCACAUGAUGUGGAUUUCGCAAUCAUGGCAAUUAUGAAAAUGGUCAUGGAAAAUUAUUCACCACAACACAUUCGAAUGUGGUUUUGUUGUUAAUGUAUAAGAAAGGACUUUUAAUUGGUCAGUAUUACACAAAUAAAUAAUUAACUAACAAGAGAUACAUAUGACAGAAAAUUGAAAGCUCCACGGCAAAAUAAAUGCGACGCGAAAUUGAAAACACUGCAGAAAUCUCCACGGCAUUGCUAAUUGUUCUGGUUAUUUGCCAAGAUCGAGCUUUUUGUAUUUGCUAUACUACCAGAUGAAAAAAAAAAUAUGGCAACCUGCUCAUGUCAGAAUAUUUUUAUUGACUAUUGAUCUGAGUGGUGCUUAACUUUUGUGCAGGUGUGUACAUAUACAUGUAUAUAAAAGAAAGUGGGAGAGAAAAUUAUCAAUUUAUUAUACAUUUUGUUUGGUAAUUAGUUUUGUGGAAAGUUUUAUCCGCACAAUGAUUUACGAUUGCCGCUUAGUGAAAAGAUUCGGCCAUUUUUUAUCCUUGUUGACCUAACUAGAAUAAAACAAUGCAUUCAGGCAUCAAGAUAAUAUAUUAAAAUCUUGCUAUAUGUUUUGUUUAGUCUGUCAUCAGAUAAUAUAUUAAAAUCUUACUAUACAUGUACAUGCUUUUGUUUAUUUAUGCAAUAUAAUAAUGUUGGCUUGUGUUGUACAUUGAUCAUGCAGUAUUACUAACAUUGGAUUGUGUGACUGAUUAGUGUUUGCAUUUGUUCUUGAUCAGUAAUUAUAAAUAUAAUAUGCUGUCUUGCAUAAUAACACACAUGCAGUCUUUUUAGUAUUUGUAUAUAGACAUUGGCUACUUUAAGUACAUUAUUUAAUAAAUUAAACCAAUUUUUUUGUAGUAAU
Gigantopelta aegis is the source of this 6459-nucleotide messenger RNA. RefSeq names its product alpha-taxilin-like. The record is from RefSeq and is a predicted model, not a curated record. Gene Ontology annotation, molecular function: syntaxin binding. The transcript has 12 exons. NCBI's taxonomy places the organism in Eukaryota, Metazoa, Mollusca, Gastropoda, Neomphalida, Peltospiridae. Bases 150 to 1943 code for a protein of 597 amino acids.